AAUCAGGUGUCCCAGGAAUUUGAGGAGAAUAACGAAGUAUAUUAGCCUACAAAGAAACCGCGAUCGCAGCCACUCCUCCAUCACGCGAGAGGACAGGUUUAUAAAUCCGUCGCAUCUGUGAUAUCCACAGAGCUCUGGCUCACUGAGAACUAACGUAACCGCACGGCGCAACAGAAGCUUUUCUACACAUCUCGAGAUGUCUUCUGCCGACGAAUGCAGCUACACCUUUGAGGAGUACAAGGAGACAGCUGACUGGCUUCUGGCUCACACCACCCAGCGGCCUAAGGUGGCCAUUAUCUGUGGCUCUGGGCUGGGGGGCCUAGCAGACUUCCUGGAAAACAAAAUGGUGAUUCACUACGAAGACAUCCCGCGAUUCCCCCAGAGUACAGUGCCCGGACACGCAGGCCAGCUGGUCUUCGGGGAGCUUAACGGGAAGCAGUGCGUCUGCAUGCAGGGCCGGUUCCACUUCUACGAGGGAUACAGCAGCGGCAAGGUCACGUACCCCGUGCGUGUUUUUCACCUGCUGGGAGUGGAGACUCUGAUCGUCACCAAUGCGGCGGGGGGGCUGAACCCCAGCUUUAAUGUGGGUGACAUCAUGAUCAUCAAGGACCACAUCAACAUGCCCGGCUUUGCGGGACAGAACCCGCUGAGGGGCCACAACGAGGAGAGGUUCGGGGUGCGGUUCCCCUGCAUGUCCGACGCCUACGACCGCCAGAUAGUGCGACUGGCCCAGGAGAUCGCGGAGGAGCAGGGCUGUUCCAACAUCCUCCACCAGGGGGUGUACUGCAACCUGGGCGGGCCCUGCUUCGAGACCAUCGCAGAGUGCAGAAUGCUGCAGACCCUGGGCGUUGACGCCGUCGGAAUGAGUACGGUCCCAGAGGUCAUUGUCGCGCGCCACUGUGGUCUGCGAGUCUUUGGCCUCUCUCUCAUCACCAACAAGGCGGUGCUGGACUACUCCAGCGACCAACGGGCCAAUCACGACGAGGUCCUGGAGACUACCCGCAUGAGGGCUCUGGUACUGCAGAAGCUGGUCAGCAGCCUGCUGGCCAAGAUAUAGAGCGCCCCCUGUCUGCAAAAGCUGGCAUUUUCUGUUUGUUUGUUUUUUUGUGGUUAAAGGGGUUUUUUAUUAUCUUAAAGCACUGGUCUCAAACUUGUUGCCACGGAGAGCCGAGUGUAUGCAGGUUUUAAUAAUAUUAUAUAUAACUAUUAAAUAACUGUAAUAAUGUUUUGAUUUCAACCCAUUAAUGAUGCCUUAAUUUAUUUCAAUUAAUCAUUCAGACAUGCGCAUUUAACUGCAUUAAGGUACUGUAUAUAAGCAACAGUUGUUAUCCUGCAUAACUAACAGAUUUUACUUUAUAUGGAUUAUGUGCAAAUCUACAGCCCUAAUUCAGAAAAUAAUUGAACUAAUGAUAGAAUCAAGAUCUGCGGCCUGAAUAAAAACCAGCAUACACAGGACUGGGCACGGCAGUUUGGGACACCUGUCUUAAAGGUUUACCUAAUUACCUAAAGUUAAGGUAAUCCUGAGCACCAAAAACAAAAGUGAACAAUCACACAUCAUGUUAUUUAACUCCUGACGGGGCUUCAGAUAAUCUUCCGUGUUGGCAGAACAGGCACGUAGGCAUUAUGUGGGGCACAUUUCGUUUUUAACAAUCUCCCACUGUGUAACCCACUUAUCGUAUCCCCCCAAAACUGUGACCGGAGGGAGACCCUAAUGCUAGAGGACCUCAAAAACAAGACCUUUCAGGAGCAUUACCAUCGAACGGGGUGAGCUGGGCAUUGUGGGAAACAGUGUUACUGUUUGUAACCUUAACUGGUAAAAUGAAUAUACUUAUUUAGAAUUACCUUUGACACUUUAGCACAUUCUAAUACCUCUCAUGCUUAAUCUACACCUAGAAUCUUUUCGUAAGAUUCCUUUUUUUUCUCAAGGUGCUGACACACAAAGAGGACCACAUAAUAGUUUUAUUUUAUUAAAAACGAUUACAUAUAUUUAUAUUUUUUAAUUAUGGUGAUGUUUAGUUAAUUAACACUUAUGUUCAGAAUCCAGUUUACGUGAACAUUGUGUAACAAUGUCAUAGUGCGUAUAACAAAGAGAUAUUUUAGGUUAUGCUGUGCAGAUGAAUACAAUAUUAUAAUAUCGUAUUGACAGAAAUUGGAUCUAUAGUUUAAUGGGAUUGUAAUAUAUUUACCAAAGUAUUGUUAACAGUCAUUAUCUUAAAAACAAGGAUUGGGGAUUGAUGUAUAUUUUAUACAAUUUGUAUUCUACAAUAAAAAAUAAUAAUAUGGA
Messenger RNA from Conger conger (European conger), 2284 nucleotides. RefSeq names its product purine nucleoside phosphorylase 6 (gene pnp6). The record is from RefSeq and is a predicted model, not a curated record. Gene Ontology annotation, molecular function: purine-nucleoside phosphorylase activity. The transcript is spliced from 6 exons. Bases 197 to 1057 code for a protein of 286 amino acids. Lineage: Eukaryota; Metazoa; Chordata; Actinopteri; Anguilliformes; Congridae. Gene Ontology annotation, cellular component: cytoplasm. Gene Ontology annotation, biological process: nucleoside metabolic process.